CUAGGAAGGUGAGAACAAAACUUCAGUAACUUCUCUUUGUAGUUAAACUCCAAGUCUAUCUCCCAACACCAUGGCCUGCUGCAACUCCUGCUCCACCAGCUUCUGUGGCUUCCCUAGCUGCUCUACUGGGGGGAACUGUGGAUCUAGCUGCUGCCAAGACAGCUGUGGGACCAGCAGCUGCCAACAGGGUGGCUGCGGCAUCAGCUCUGGGAUCGGCUCUGGGAUUGGCUUCGGGAUAGGCUCUGGAUCCAACUGUGAGACUACCUGCAGGACCAGGUGUUAUGUUCCCGAAUGCUGUGGAGGAGAGAGCUGCCGCACCAGGUGGUGCCGCCCAGACUGCAGGGUUGAGGGUACUUGCCUGCCACCUUGCUGCGUGGUCAGCUGCACUCCCCCAUCUUGCUGCCAGCUGCACCAUGCCCAGGCUUCUUGCUGCCGCCCAUCCUAUUGCGGCCAGUCUGGCUGCCGUCCAGCCUGCUGUGACUACUGCUGUGAGCCCACCUGCUAAGGAUCAGGAUGCUGCUUGCCAGUGUUCAGAGGACACAACAUCUCUAAAUUUCUUCUUAGAGAACUGACAUUGGAUCACUAAUAAAUUUGUGAAAUGUG
Vombatus ursinus (common wombat) is the source of this 603-nucleotide messenger RNA. RefSeq names its product keratin-associated protein 1-4-like. NCBI's taxonomy places the organism in Eukaryota, Metazoa, Chordata, Mammalia, Diprotodontia, Vombatidae. Gene Ontology annotation, cellular component: keratin filament. Bases 71 to 505 code for a protein of 144 amino acids. The record is from RefSeq and is a predicted model, not a curated record. The transcript has a single exon.